Messenger RNA from Diorhabda carinulata, 3244 nucleotides. Its product is annotated as protein mab-21-like. Bases 38 to 1135 code for a protein of 365 amino acids. The record is from RefSeq and is a predicted model, not a curated record. The transcript has a single exon. NCBI's taxonomy places the organism in Eukaryota, Metazoa, Arthropoda, Insecta, Coleoptera, Chrysomelidae.
AACCCGACGGUCCAUGUGAUCGGGCAAAAAUAUCAAAAUGCUGGUCCCGGCCGAUAUGCUGGCCGCCCAGUCCAAAAUGCUCUAUCAAAUAAACAAAUACUAUGGUGAACGAGUGCAAACUAGAAUGACAACGAUCGCAAAAACAAUUAGGGAAGUAUGUAAAGUAGUUCAAGAAGUUCUCAAAGAAGUGGAAGUGCAAGAACCCAGGUUUAUAUCUUCAUUGACAGAAUGUAAUGGAAAGUAUGAAGGUUUGGAGGUUAUUUCGCCGAUAGAAUUCGAGGUGGUGCUUUAUUUAAAUCAAAUGGGUGUGUUUAAUUUCGUCGAUGACGGGACAUUGCCGGGGUGUGCCGUAUUGAAAUUAAGCGACGGAAGGAAAAGAUCAAUGUCUUUAUGGGUGGAAUUCAUUACGGCAUCUGGAUAUUUGUCGGCGAGAAAAAUACGGUCGAGAUUUCAAACACUGGUUGCCCAAGCUUGUGAUAAAUGUUCCUAUAGGGAUAGUGUGAAAAUGAUUGCAGAUACUUCGGAAGUAAAAUUACGAAUUCGUGAGAGAUACGUAGUGCAAAUUACACCUGCUUUUAAAUGCUCCGGAGUUUGGCCUAGGUCUGGUUCACAUUGGCCGUCACCACACAUACCCUGGCCACAUCCAAAUCUUGUAGCAGAAGUUAAAACAGAAGGUUUUGAUCUUUUAAGCAAAGAAAGUGUCGCGGCGCAAGGUAAGCAAACAUCUAUGGAAGGUGACGCGUGGGUUUUAUCGUUUUUAGAAGCAGAAAAUCGCCUUUUACAAGGAGGAUGUAGGCGAAGAUGCCUCAGUAUUCUAAAAACACUCCGUGAUCGACAUUUAGAUCUUCCUGGUAAUCCCGUAGCCAGUUAUCAUUUGAAAACAUUACUACUUUAUGAAUGCGAAAAACAUCCAAGAGAAAGUGAAUGGGAUGAAUCAUGUAUAGCAGACAGAAUCAAUGGCAUAUUUUUACAACUAAUUUCAUGUUUGCAAUGUCGACGAUGUCCCCAUUAUUUCCUACCUAAUUUAGAUUUAUUUAAAGGGAAGUCACCGAGCGCUUUGGAAAAUGCAGCGAAACAAGUGUGGAGGUUGACAAGAGAAAUGUUAACAAAUACUAGAUGUUUGGAAAAAUUAUAGACAAAAGUUUUUUUGUUGUAUUUAUGUGAUUAUUUAUAUCUUUGUUUUUGUUAACAUAUUGGUUAAAAACUGAAAUAUUUCAACAUCAUGCCAUAUUGUUAUAACUUGUAAAGUUAUGUUCUUAUUCGUUCCCAUUUAUAUGUGGUUUAUUUUGUUAAUGAUAUAUUUUUUUUAUUGAUUAAGAUCAUAUUGUCUUCAUUAUUUUACGACAUUUAAAAAAUAAGUGACUACACUAUAUAAACAAGAAUUAUUGAGCAAUCGAAUGUAUUUAAAAAAAUUCUUCUCAACGAGGAAAAGUUGUAUGAUAAUAUUUUUUGUGGUAGGUAGUCUUAAACAUUUUCAAUAUUAAUCAUUGAAAUAGUUAAAAAGUGAUAUUUAUAAUAGAUUUUUAGAUUAAUUGAAAGUUUUUAUUAUGAAAAAUAGGGAAAAAAUUGAGAUUAAAAAUGCUGCGAGCUAAACUGUUUGAACAUGAUGAUUUCAUCAUUAAUAUCUUGAGUAGCCACAUAAUAUUUUGAUAAUCGAAUUCUAAUGAAUUUUUAUAAGUACCUAUAGAAUAAUCUUGUGUAAGGAUGUUAAUUGUUUUUAUGUAUUUGUUAAUAUUAAAAUUUUUCACUUCGUCUCACGAAUUAAGUUCUGCCAACUACAUAUAAAAGCAAUUACUCUCUCAAAAAUAUGCCUUAUUCUUUAUUUUACAUUCCCACUCAACUUUAUGAAUUUCAAAUGUAUUUACUAUAACGAUAUGAAACAAGCUUGGUAUACCUACCUUUAUAAAGCAGUAAAUUGUUACGUUUUUACUAAAAAUUUAGGAAAAAUUGCAACUUCUUCACUGGUUUCAUUUGAUUGACCUUUUUGUUUUCCAUUCUAUUAUUGUAUUCUAUACACAAUUAUUCCCUUAUUAUUCAUUCUAAAUUCUCUUUCCCAUUAUAUAUCUUCUUAGUGACUACGGGUGGAAAUUAUAGCCCACCAUAAACUACUGAUUUUCUACUUUCAACCAAUGAUUGCGAAUUUCAAACGGUUUGACUGGAAACGUAAUUUGAAGAUUUUUUAGGUUUACUUUCGAGUAAUUUCCUUAACAAAUUUUCUAUUAACAUAUUAAUAUCAUAUUAUAAAGGUAUAAACGUUAUUUUUAUAACAAUUUAUGUGCAUUUUCACAAUGAUCUUAUUUUUACUCACUGUCACUCUCUCUGUCAUUAAUAGUAAAGACAGAAAUGGAAAUAACUAAUAAAAACAUCUAUCGGAGUAAUUGAAAAAACCUUUUUUUCUAAUUAGUCCUAGUUUAUUUCUUAUUUUAAUAUUUCUUUUAUUUGUGAUUCGUAUUUUUCCCCAUCUUUGAUCAAAAUUUGUAUUCUCCAUUCCAUUGCUGUGUUGUAGAUAAGAAUAUUUCCUGAGUAAUCAUUGUAAAAUUGUUUCAGAUGUUGGAAUUGCAGCAGUUUCUUUUCUAUGUGAUAGAACAAAUUGAUACAAAACUGAUUAGAUUAUCAUUAAAAUCCGAUAUUUAGCCGUCACAUGCCUAUAUAAUAUAUCUAUACUCCUAAAGUUAUGGGAAUACUUUUGAUCCAUUGUUAUUUCACAACUAAACUCUAAUACUUGAUGUGAAUUGUGAAAUAGUUGAAGGAUCUCAAAAAUUCGCAAUCCUUUCAAAAAGUAUAAAAUAUAAACAAAAACGAAUUUUCAAACAAUGAAAAAUAUGGUUAACAACAACAAAAACUUUUACAUUUAUUAUAUAACCGAAUAAUAGCUCCAAUGCGUGUUACAUAAACGGUUGUAAAAAAAUUUGAUCAAAUUUAGUAUCUGCGUUAAAUUUAAUUAGAUAUACAAUUACUUUCGUGUAAUUCAUUGAUUUAUAGCUUUAAAUAGUAUGUAGGACAAUGAUAUUAUCAAUCAAUCUCGUAUUCUAGUGCCAUCUACCGGUAUAUUUUGCAUAUAAGAUAUUGUACAUAACAUACAUUCUAAAUGUUACAUCGUAUCAAUGUAAUGUAUAUCAUAUUUUAGUCGUAUUUAAUGUUUAUUUAUAUUUGUAUUCAGAAGACUGCGGUUAUAUGUCAAAAAUAAAUAUUUUGUUGAAUUUCUAUGUACAUUUUCGAAUUAAUUUAUUAAAAACGUGCUAUA